This is a messenger RNA of Owenia fusiformis, 3937 nucleotides long. The record is from the annotation of a GenBank genome assembly. Lineage: Eukaryota; Metazoa; Annelida; Polychaeta; Sabellida; Oweniidae.
CUGGAAUCAGAUAUGGAUAAACUUGCGUUAACCUACUUGUUUGAUAUGGAACUCAGAGCAAUAGGUAAUAUAAGGUACAACAUAGGAUCAAUUAGAUAACACCAACUGCAAACUAACAUGAUGAGCAACAAAAUGCUAAAAGAAGAUGAUUUUGUAAACCAACCACAUAAAUAUUCUAAAAGAAGAAUUCUGAUGAAGACAAUGCUUAUGUAAACUGUAUCACUCCUAGCAAGAUAAACCAAAGACAAGUAUGGCUGGAGAAAUCCCCUAUAUGCUUGGACAUAUGGAUGAUUAUAGCGGUCAAAAUGAGAUGAUUAAGUCCCCUAGGACCAACCCAAGGAGGAUGAGAAUUCAUGUCACGCUCAAUAAAGAAGGAUUGGUAGAGCUUAAUCUAGCUCAUCGCGACUUCAGAGAAGCUCCAAAGGAGAUUUUCAAUUUCUCACGUAUCGAGAUUCUGAAACUGCAUGGGAAUAAGAUUCGGUUGUUAUCAUCUGCAGUGUCACACUUGCACCAUCUAAAAGUGCUGGAUCUACAUAAUAAUGAGCUGAUAUCUCUCCCAGAUACAAUCACAAACUGUCAUUACAUACAGGAGUUACACCUACACAAUAAUCACAUCACAUCUCUUCCAGCACGUUUCUCAAACUUCAAGAAUCUACAUACUCUCAAUAUUUCCCAUAAUCAAUUUGAGAGCAUUCCUCAUGCAGUGGGAGAGUGUCAUAACCUCAGGUAUAUUAACUUGGAGGGGAAUAGACUCUGGCAUCUACCAUUCUCCUUGCAGAGUCUUAGACAUAUGAAGCAUAUCAACCUCAGCUCCAACUUGUUUGAGGAAAUCCCAUUCUGCGUAUGUGCAAUGAAAAAUGUAGAAACUCUCAAUAUGAAAAAUAACAAGUUGUUGAAUGUCCCAUCUGAAAUGGGAAACCUGAAACACCUUAAGGAUCUAAAUAUUGGAGGUAACAAAAUGGAAACAAUACCACCAAUAAUCUCAACAUUGAAGAAUCUCCAUGUAUUAAACAUAGCAGAUAAUAAGUUAAGAUAUGUGCCACCCAGGCUGACGAAGUUAACCAAGUUAGUGACUCUCCAGCUCCAAGGGAAUGAACUCCUGGCUCUACCAAAUAACCUAGAGUCAUUAGAAUACCUAAACAUUGCGGACAACAGAAUGAAGCAUUUCUCAGUGAACAAAAUGAAGAGGCUAUCAUACCUAAAUGCAAACAAUAAUGACCUAGAAAGCAUGCCUGUUGGUAUAUAUAACCUGCCUAAUUUAGAGAGAUUGAAGCUAAAUGGGAAUCGCAUAUCAUACAUAUCCCAGGAUAUCAUACUGCUGAAAGACCUGAAGACAUUAGACCUGGGGAACAACAAAUUAACCAGCUUACCUCAAGUCAUUGAUGAAUUAGACAACCUUGAGUUUUUCAACAUUAAGGGAAAUAAGGUUGAACACAGAGGAAAUGUGAUUAAACUUACAGACCCCGACACUAAUGAUAUCAACUCUAUUAAACCAACACCAAGAUCUCAUUGUAACAUUGAAGUCCCAGAUGAAUCAAGACCACCAGAACAGAACCAUAUUCCUGUAAGUGACAGAAUCCACUCACCAUCUGAAAUACCAGAUAGCGUUUAUGAUGACGCUGAUUCAGAUGGACAGGGUCAGGUUAAUAAUGCGAGAAGACCAAGUUUCUGGCAGAAAACUCUCUCAAAGUUCUUCACAAGGAACAGGUUAAGGAACAGCAAUCCUGGCAGCAAUGAUAAGAAAUACAAAGAUGAGAUUAACAAAUACUACAAGAAGUAUGACAACCAUGGGAAAAAUCAGCACCAAAAAACACCCAAGACUGGUAGAAAAGGCUAUGAGAAGAAUGACCACGCUGCUGCCCAUAAUGGUGUGAAACCCAAACAUAAUUUAGCCUUGGCAGCACAUAACAGCCCUGACAGUAUUGUUAAACCUCAAUUCUACAAUGACAAUGAGACUGUGACAUCAUCGCUGAUGGCCACAGUUAACAGUUCAAGCUCACAGUAUAGAAGAAGACAGGUGAAAGAACGUUACCUCAUGGAGCAGAGAAGGCGCCAGAAUGAGCAUAUAGAGCAAGAUCUACAACACCACCACAAACUCAGUCAACAUGACAGACAUUCAUAUGGAUUCUCAACCAAGCCAAGCCCAGUCUCCUUAUAUACUUCCAAGCCAGAUUUGGAUGAAUCGACCAUACCCCUUAAAACCUUCCCAUCCAGUACAACCUAUAGCAACAGACAACUGGUGUCAUCUCGAUCCAAUGGUGAUCUCAAAUACAAACAAUACAAAGCACACGCUAAUGGUGAUAUAAGGCACAAACAACCCACAGCUCAACAUAAUGGUGAUCUCAAGCUGAAACAUAGAUCUAAGUCAAAUGGUGAUUUGAUGUAUCGUUCAAAUCAAUUCACACCAAAUGGCGAUGUACAUCAUAGGAAUCUUGCCUCAUCUCUGGCUGCCAAUGAUGGGAGUACAAUACGCCACAGUGAGGCUGAUAUCACAGAUAUAGACACUGAAAACUUAGUUCCUGAUUACCCAACUGGUAGGAAAUCACAUGCAAUGUAUUUUCCAAAGCACAAGCAAUACAUGGACAUGGCUAUUGACAGGCAUGGACACUACACUCAUGGUGCAAUACAAAGUGACACUGAAUUGGAAUACACCGACACAGCAUUCACUCUAAACACAUCAAUGACUGAUAUCCUUUCUCUUGAUCCUGAUCCCCUAUCACACCCCACCAAACCCCCACAGAGUUCAGACUUCAGAAAGUCACCAAGACCAGACUAUAUGAUUGAUGAACAAGAACGAUUGGGUUACCAUAGUGAUGGUAACCAUAGCAAUCCACAUAGAUCACAAUAUCUCCAGGAUGAACCAUCAAGACCAAGUUAUACUGAAUCUACAACACCAAGGGCUGCAGAUUAUCUCAAUGGAGGAGAAAGGGUUGUUAAGGGUACUGACUUUAAAUUACUGGGUGUAUGUAACCAAGUGGAGGCAUUAUUGAAUGAGGAACUACUUCAACCUGUCAUCUCACACAAAGGAUUAUUCAACAAAAAUUUUAUAGAUGGGCAACCACAGAGCCCUGACCAUGGGGUCAUCUCCCCUGAUUUGGAGCGCAGGAAACAACAUAGCAGGUUUGGAGGCCUACACAGGCUUAAAAAAGAUUGUUACUAUGUGACCAAUGUAGGUGGGGUGUAUAGGUCCAGGCAUGACCCUAACAUCAGGAUCACAUACCCAGUAAGGGCUGUAUUGGAUCACGUUGAACUCACUAUGCAGAUUGAGAGAGUGGAUCAAGAAGUUGUAUUAGGAGCUAAGAAAACCAGUGCUGUUAUAGACAAUAUACUUAGUAUAGGAGACAUUGUACAUAUCACACAUCAGCCAGAUACAUCAUUCAUGGAGCCCAUCACGCUGAUGAUCCCAGCACCACCUAUAGCCCACAAGGGGAGGCUACAUGUGGUCAGAUACAACAGAGAUAACACAGUGGUCCCGGCCCAAACAGGAUAUAGAAUGAGGAAUGGUUAUAUCAUGAUACAAACAUGGCAUUUCUCUGGAUAUGGUGCUGUGCUAACAAAGGAAAAAUGUAAAUACAAGGCAUGUAGAUCAGUAGAACAGUUUUUGAGAUAUUGUUACCUGGAAUAGCCAUAUGAACUAUUGGUGCAGAUGGAUUUUAUAUCUUUCAACAGGGCUAUGAGGCUAAACACCACUUUACAUAGUUUACAUACUACAUGUAUAAUCUCCCAUACAAAUAUGAAAUAGGUCCAUUCUGUUAACUGAGUUAAGAGAGUUUCCUCAUGAAACUUUUUGAACAAGCACAGUUAAUGCAUGUCCUGCAAUGAUGACUUUGGUCACUGGAGACCAGUAAAUUUCACUAAAGGGAGAGAAUCACAUAUGUACAUGUAUAUUCAAAUUCAAGUUAAAAUGUUUUCAUAUAACAAGUGUUAUACGUUGUAU